CUGGUAGCAGCCAACGAAACCCUCAUCAUUCAAUCACCCUCGAACGAUGACCUCAGCCAGAGCCUUUCCGAGUACACCGAUGCGGACGAAAGCAUCUCGGCCCCGACCGAACUACUCGCCGAGUUCUUGUCCGCGGUGAUGUUACGCGAUUACGUGAACGCGCUCAAAUAUUGCAAGCUAAUUCUGCAAUACGAACCGAACAACAGCACGGCCCGGGACUUCUAUCCACACAUCCUGUCCAAGAUAGCGUUGGAGGCUAGCAACAACGGCAGCAGUGGAGCAGGUGGACCUGGCGACUUCGGAACUGACCAGCAGCAGUCGGGUGAAAGCGAUGAAAACGACAACUUCAACUACAGUACCUCGUCGUCCAACUCGGACGACAUCAACCUGGACGAGGUGGUCAUGGUGUGCAGCAGCGAGAGCGAACAGUCAUCGAACUGCAGUUCGUAUCUGGAUUACUCGAACAGCAGCAGCAACAGCAGUGGCGAGAGUAACAGCGGAGGCGAACUGGACGAGCAAGCGUUGAAUCGGAUCAACAGUAACAGUACGGAGUCGGAUCAGAUGCCAUCGUCGCAAUCGGCCACCGAUAACAAUACGUCGCAUUCGUAUUCGAGUUUACUGCUGGAGGAGGAAGAGAAGGACCUGACGCUGUCGGAUAUCUCCAAUCUGAACAUCGAGGAUGAUGAGAAUGAUUCCGGAGAUGGACCCGAUGCCACCCCGUCAUCCACCAAGCAGGACCCUCAUCAACCGCCCUUGGCUCAAUCCACCAAAGCUCAACCGCAGCCAUCCGUCUCGGUUUCGGCAACUUCGUCGCCCAAAUCCCAACCGCUGGCAUCGAAGAUAGUGGCCAUGCUGCGCGCCCGAGUCAUACCUUCGCGACACUACUCGACUAACGAUUAGAAACGUUCCUGUCUUUCUCUCAAAUUUCUCUUUCGCACUCACAGUUCUAGUGCUAGUCUAUCUUUCAAGGCAGUUUAGCGUGUAAGUGUGUGUGUAAUGUAGGCACAAAUUUGCUGUAACAAACAAUAUCUCCAAAAAAAACAGAACAGAACAGAACUUAGGGCCUUGCUAUAUAUAUUUACAUACAUAAAACUAUAAUUGAACAAAAUCAGUCCAAAGAAACCCAUAAAACUGUUGUUUAGCGUGUAUUUUACUUCUAUAUAACUUUUACUCCACCAUAAAUCGGUAUACUCUUGGAAAAUUGGCUGAUAUUUAAUCCCUUUUCUAUACCUGAAUCUAGAGUGAACAACGCCCGCGAGUAGCGCACAUGUUGCACACGUGUGUUAAUGCAACUGAUAUGCGACCAAGUUUUGUCGUAUAAGGGUUGCACAUUGCACUGACAAAAACUGUGAUUGUGACAUUGUGUUGCUGAGGCGCUAGAAGCGUAACAAUCCUAAUCCUACGCGGUACGAUCAGUUGGCAAAAAGCAAGCGGAAACCAGUAGAACGAGUUAGUCGAAAAGCUGCUUAAUUUUCACUUGUAGAACCUCUUAUUCCAACCAGGAUAAUCACCACUCUGGCAUUCAGAACCCCCAAUCAUCAUCAAAGCGAGAGACCAACUUCUUCUAAACGGAGGAUAGAAAUCAUUAAACAAUUUUAGGUACAUUUACAGGAGAACUAUUAUACUAUAUAGAACCGUAGUGGGGAGAGCACAGGAAGAGAGCGUUAAGAGAUCGAGCUAUAAGGGCAAUAGCGACGUAACACGAAAUGACUGAUCAUUUAUCACUUUAGGUUCUGGAUCGAUUUUUAGACGGUAGUGAGUAGAUAAGCCUCCAUUUGAGAAAACGAGAGAAGUGCAAAUUUCUGAUCUCUGAUUGAAGUUCGUAUUCGAUUCUUUGUCAUUCGCACAUAUCUAGAGAGUGAAUAGCUAGUUCCUUAAGAAUGUAACUUAUUUGAAGGAAGAUUAAGAAAAAAAACACUAACAGAGAAACGAGAUCUCGCAGGAAAAGUUGCACUGCACAAAAAAAACAAACCAAUGAAACAAUAUACGAACCAGAGUGCAAAUCCGUGCUGACCUACAACAAAGUGCAGUAAACGAGCAUACAAAACUUAAGUGCGAUUGUUUAACUAGUUAAAUCUUUUCCGUUUCGGAUUAUGAUCAAUAAUAACGGCAUAAUUUUACUCACUAUAUAUUGGAAAUUUUGCCAUUAUUAGAUGGGAUUAGAAGUACGACAGUCCCAAUACAAUGGAAUAAUACACAAAUGUAAUCUCAUCAUCGUGUGUACCAGAAAAUGUAAUAAAGUGUGAAAUUAAAACCAAUAAAAAAAACUACAGAAGGGCA
This is a messenger RNA of Aedes albopictus (Asian tiger mosquito), 2280 nucleotides long. RefSeq names its product serine-rich adhesin for platelets. Gene Ontology annotation, molecular function: protein binding. NCBI's taxonomy places the organism in Eukaryota, Metazoa, Arthropoda, Insecta, Diptera, Culicidae. The record is from RefSeq and is a predicted model, not a curated record.